Mesorhabditis belari is the source of this 1050-nucleotide messenger RNA. NCBI's taxonomy places the organism in Eukaryota, Metazoa, Nematoda, Chromadorea, Rhabditida, Rhabditidae. The record is from the annotation of a GenBank genome assembly.
AUGAGUCAAGCUGGGUCCGAAAAUGGGCUUUUGGAAUUUGAAACGGCGAUGAAAGAUUUUCAAGAAAUGUUUCCCGAUUUCCCUAGAGAGCGAAUCGAGCGAGCUUUACGCGCAAAUGAGGGUGAUGUGGCCAACACCAUUGAUCAUUUGCUUGCUGAGGGGCACAAUGAGCCAAAUUCUUCAUCGAGUCCGCCCGCGAAACCCCGUCCGAUCACCCAGCAGCGCCGUGCUCAAUCGAACGACCUUUCCGAUACAUAUGCACAGGCUCACUCAAUAAACGAAUCUUUGCUGAGAAAUGGAGCAGCGCAAAAUUUUCGUCACGCUCCGUCGACUUCACAUCGAGCUCGUGAGCCGAGAUUGAGUGUGGAUGAGAUUUGUCGAGAGACGGCGAUCCUCCGCCAUAAACUCAACGAAAACGAGCAAAAAUUGGAUCGAGUAUGUGAUGAGAGAGAAGCAAGAAUUCUUGAAGACGAGCAAAUCGCGUUAAUGUUACAAAAUAAGGAAUUUGUUUCGUAUUUGAAAAGAGAUCCCGAAUUUGUGCGAGAUGUCUUUGGGAAUAAUCGAGUCCCACCAAAUUACAAUGCAUCAAUCCGGAAACCAAAUCGAAAUUGUUACAUGCCUGCCCAAGCCAUGCAACCAGUUCCCGAUGGUCCAGUUGUUGAUGGACUUGUAAUCAACUCAAAGCCUGGAUUCGCGCAAAAGAUGAAAACAAAACUCAACACAAUGACGAAAGGACACCCGCCACCUGUUUACACUCCUCAUGCAACAACAAGUGCCGAUGCAUACGAGCAAUCAGUGGGCGCUGAUCCCUUUCCGCAUACAGUAACCCUUGGCUACAAUCAAACAAAUCAAGACACUGAAUUUAAAGCUCGCUUAAAAGAUAUGAGCAAAUCAUCAAAAGCGAGACUCACACAAUUGGCUUCAUUGUUCAAGAAAGAACGGCAUUCGUCGAUGGAUGGACCUCUUGUAAAUCAGCCUUAUCAAAGAAAUCGAUCUUCACUUGACGGUCCCUCAAUCGCUCCACCUCCUUAUCAACAACGAGACUACUAC